AUGCAUAGACCGGACAGUUAAACAGAGAUAAUCAACACCUAUCUCAGAGAAAAAAUAAAUAACCCUCUUAUUUAUGAGGAGGUAGAAUAUGAUAAGUCUGAAUGGGAUAACAUACCCUGGAUUAUUCCUAGGUAUUGCAUUCAUUUGUCCAAGCAUUUGGAAUCGUUAACAGAACAUUAUAAGGAAAAAUGCUCUGAAGAGACAACCAAAGAACUUAGAGAAUCACUUACUGCUGAUAUUUAAGUUGCUGAAAAUCUUGUUUAUUAAGAGAAGCAUGAUCGUGAGUAUAAUUGCUAGAGACUAUAAGAUGAAAUUAAAAAAGUUAAAGAUGAACUAGGGGAACUUAAAGAGAAACUUUAGAGAGAGAAAUUUGAUUGUGUUAUGAAAGCAAGAUCUGGAUUAGUUGAAAAUUUAGUAAAGGAUGAGAGAGAAAAAUAGAGAAUGGAAUUUGAAUCUCGGAAAUUUUUAUAGAACGAUACUUUCUUGAACAAAGAUAAUAAAGAUUAUGUUGAGCCUAGACAAUUUUCAAUCUAUCAAAUAAGAGAACUAUUCUUUUCAUUUGAUAAUAAAAAAGAAUAUCAUGAUCAUCUGAAAGAGUACUAUAGAGUAUUAGAACAAGAUCAUGACUCAUUGACUUUUUUAAAAGAUAAAUAAAAGCACAUGCUUAGAGAACUGGAUGAUAAUAAAGGAUUUUAAGACCUAUGUAACAGCAAAUUUGAGAAAAACAAUCUUAGAUUGACUUCUUUAAAUGAAAAAUUUGAGGGUAAGCUUGAAAAUAUGAAGCAAAAAUUCGAAUAACUAGUAAAAGAAAAUGAUAAAAAACUAUUUGACCUAAAAGAUUCCAUGAUGUAGUCAAUUGAAGUCACAAAGCAUCACAUAUAUGAUUAAAUAGAUUAUGUGAAAGAUUAAUAGACACAAGUCAUGAGAUAGGAGCUUGACUAGUAUUCAUCAAAAAUAGAGGAAUUUAAAUAAAAACUAGUGGAUAAAAUGCAUCUUUUAAAUACAAAGACAAAGGAAAAGAUCAUUAAAAUAAAGGAGAUAUGCUCUAAUUUCUUCAAAAGUUAUGAGGACUCUUUAAUUCAGAUGAAAAAUUAGUUUGUUGAAGUUCAUGAUGCUUUUCAAUCUUGGAAUCGGAAUGUAGUCUAGCCUAACUAAGUAAAAGAGGCUACAUUAUAUUCACUAGAGCAACAAUUUGGAGACUUCAAAAGUUAAGAUGUGCAUUUCAGAGAAAGAUCUCAAAAUCUUAGAAUGCAUAAAAGUUAGAAAGUAGAGUUGAACUCGUUAUCUCUUAAGUAGCAACCAAGUGGUGGCUCUCCAUCUAGGUAACAGUUUUUUAAUAGAGAGCAAGAGCUGAUUGAUAUAGAAGCAGAAAAUGCUUCAAAAGCUGCUGAGCUUCUUCUGGCAAAGAGACUCUUAUUUUUGCGUCAGAAAUUGAACACAGUAUCUGAAAAGUAAAAUGAUGAAAACCUAUUGAAUUACAAUGAUCCUAGUGCUAUUAACAACAAUAAGAGAUUGAUUGCUGAUGACUCUUAUAAUAUACUCUAGAAGUUUAAUAAGAAAAAGAGAAAUGACAAUAACAGAUUUGUGAAAUCAUAGUAGGUUUCGCCUAUAAAUUCAGGAAGUUAGAGUGUUAAUCUUGGAAAUUUGAAUUUCUCUUAGCAAGCCCAAAUUGUUUCCUCUAAUUUGAAAGUACCUCCACUCCUAGGCUAAAUCAAUAUUUAAGAUAAUAAUAUUAGUGAGUUGAUCUAGAAUGUAAAUAUACCUACUAAUAUAAGUUCUCAAAAAAAGAUUAGUGUCAAUAUGGCUGGUAUUAAGCAUCUUAAUCCUAGUGAUAAUCUUCUUAGUUAGGAUAUUAAUGAAAGUUCAUUGCAAAAGAGUUUUGACAAUACUUCCUCUAAGACCUAAAAAUUAAAAGAUUCAAGUAGAGAAAUAAACCAGCUUAAAAAGACUAGUACUUCAAACUUGAAUCUAAAUAUUAAUGACAAGAAAAAUAGAAUAGAUAAGCUUAAAAAUCUUUCCUUAAGUUAAUUUGAGAAGAGUAAAUUCAUAUCAGACUUUGAUGUAUAAAAGGAAGACGAGAAGUUAUAAUCAAAAAUGCAGAAAUAAAAUAGCAAGCUGCGGCUUAAGAAUCUAGAUUAUUUUGGUGCUAUUGAUAACAAAGUGAAUUUCGAUCAAUGA
Molecule: messenger RNA, 2178 nt
Organism: Stylonychia lemnae
Lineage: Eukaryota; Ciliophora; Spirotrichea; Sporadotrichida; Oxytrichidae
Source: the annotation of a GenBank genome assembly